GUCUGCCAGAGAGCCGGAGAGCAAACCUGAGGUUUCUCCCUGACAGCCGGGCGGGCGUGGAGUUUCCCGACCUUGUGAUGGUCUCCUUUUGCUUAAGUUUGCCUGUUUCUUGCCUGCCUGUUUUUCUGGAAGAGGCACAUCAGAGUCUCCGGAUUUGGGGACAGCAAUGAAACAGACAUCACCCACCCCUAAAAAUAGUCUUAGAACGGUCCUGUUAAAAAAAAGAAAGGAAAAAGCUAAACUAGAGCUCUUGUGCAUACAUAUCACGAAGUGACUUGAGAGACUAACUUCGAAAUCUUUUCCUCGCUCUUCGCGGUGGUGAGAGUACCUCUGUGAGUGGUUUUAUUAAACAUCAUGUGCGAUCCAGACUUGACUUAAUACCUGAUGGCUCGUGUAAAGUGGGUACCGAAAAACUGAGUGUGCGUAAGUUACCAGCAUUUUUGAAAGCUUAUGAACUUAAAAGCAGUUUUGGUUUUCUUGAGAAGAAAGCUGUUUCCUUCUAAAAUGGAGACAAAUUUGUUAUAUUUAGCAUUGAUUGCUGAUAAAUAUGAGAAAUUAAAAAUCACUAGCACUUUCUUUUGGGGCCUGGAAUUGUUUCUUGGUCCCUUAUUUAGUUAGAUUUUGCAGAAAGAGAACUUUUAGUGAAAGAACUUUUCACAGUAUCAGAAAUGUACAAGUCUACCAUAUGAUACCUCUUGAACAUUUUGUGCCUUGACAGUUUCAAGCAAUUACAGUGAGACUGAGGCUCCAUCCACACCCGUUUGUAGUCUAAACAACCCCUAAUGUGUUACCUUUAGUUAAACCGGAACAUGAUAAACUUGGGAUGACUGACUUUUCGUUUUUCUUUUUUACUUUAUUUUCAGUCUGAUCUAGCCCAUAUUAUCAGUUACUUCUAUCCAGAAAGAUUAGAGUUGAUUUGACCUUGAGCCAGAUGGGAUUUGAAAGAAGAGAGAUGAUAGAUCUCUUAAGUCAAAAGGAGAACCCUCUUUUUAAAAAAAAAAAAAAAGAAAAGAAAAGCAAUGAAAAUAGAAAUAGCCAAACAUAGUUGAGAGAGUGUUAGGCAAAAUCAAGAGAAUUGAGUUCUAGUCUUAACAUGGUUUUCCAUUGACUAACUCUACUUCUUGGCCUUAUACCCUUCAAUUUAGAAAUGAGAGGUCUGUGGUUUUAAAAUUGUCCAGAGAACAACUCCUAUAGAAAUUUCCUGGAGCCAUACAAGCCAAUCCUCAGCAGUAUUUUACAAACGCAGCUAUUUUAUGCAUUCUACUUGAAAAAUGGGAUUUCUGUUAAGAAAAAUUAAGUUCAUGUCUUAAAGUAGAUGUCUUCUAGCACUAAAAUUGUGUUAUUCAUUGUGCAUUUAUUUGAUUAUUACAGUUUAUAAUAAUAAAAAAAAAUAAAGCACAAUCUAUGUUUCUCUCUGCCAUAUGCACUCUUUAUUUAUGAACAAAAGUCAUGCUCCAAAUCACUCAUUUCUUUUUUUUCCACCCCUCCCUUGAUUACCUUGGUUGAAAAACAUAAAAGCAAAUUGGAUGUCCCUUUAGCUCUUACCUAUGAAAUAGCUGCAUUACAUGUUCCUUUUUAAUUCCUUGAGAAUGUGGAUGAAACCUCAGGAUAAAAGCCCUGCACUGCUUCAUUGGACCCGUGUCUAAUCCUGCACUGCAAAUGCCAGAGUUGUGAUUUCUAUACCUUGAAGUAGAGGCAGGGAAAAAGGAUGUCUAGCACCCUCUGCCCUUCCCCUCGGGGGGGCUGUUCAUCGUCUUCUCAACCAUUUCCCAUCUACAUAUAACAUAUUCUAAGUAUACUCUCUGUUGCUUUUUAUUUUUAAUACAGUUUCCUUGUAUCAGAAACUCACUCCUACUUGCCUGUCAAUGAGAUAACAGCAACAACAACAACCAUGGAUGGGGAUUAAGUCACUAAGGAUGCAGCUCAUUCUGGAACCAUCCCCGUAUCAGCUAGACCAUGCUCAGAUCCUGGCUAGUGUGAGGCAAGAAUAUCAAAGAACAACUUGCAGCAAAAAAUUUUAUUACCGUACCUAUAAGCUGAAGUCUUGAGGGAGCUGCAGGAAGGGGAAAGAGGAGAGUCACUCAAGAAGGCAUUUAUGGAGACCUUCAAAGAAGGCAUGACUUCCAGAGAAGAGAGUGCGAAGGAGACCAACAGAGUGCUACGAAUAAGUCAGUUGGAUGCACUUGAACUAAACAAGGCCCUGGAGCAGCUGGUAUGGUCCCAGUUUACUCAGUGCUUUCAUGGAUUUAAGCCAGGGCUGUUAGCCCACUUUGAACCAGAGGUGAAAGCAUUCUUGUGGCUUUUCUUGUGGAGAUUCACCAUCUACUCGAAAAAUGCCACUGUGGGACAGUCAGUUUUGAAUAUUCAGUACAAAAGUGAUAUUUCUCCGAACCUGAGGUAUCAGCCACCUAGUAAAAACCAAAAACUUGGUUAUGCUGUCUGCACAAUUGGUGGGAAAUGGUUAGAAGAACGAUGUUAUGAUUUAUUUCGAAACCAACAUUUAGCAUCUUUUGGGAAAUUCAAGCAGUGUGUGAAUUUUGUGAUUGGACUUUUGAAAUUAGGUGAAUUGAUUAAUUUCUUGAUUUUCCUUCAAAGGGGCAAGUUUGCAACUUUGACAGAACGUCUCCUGGGCAUUCAUUCAGUAUUUUGCAAACCCCAAGGCAUACGUGAAGUUGGCUUUGAGUAUAUGAAUAGGGAACUUCUCUGGCAUGGUUUUGCUGAGUUUCUGAUCUUUCUCUUGCCACUUAUCAAUAUCCAGAAGUUGAAAGCCAAGUUAUCUUCAUGGUGUAUCCCUAUUACUGGUCGUCCUAAUAGUGACAACACAUUAGCCAUCAGUGGCAAAGAAUGUUCUCUGUGCGGAGAAUGGCCAACCAUGCCUCACACUAUCGGAUGUGAACAUAUUUUCUGUUAUUAUUGUGUUAAGAGUAGUUUUUUAUUUGACAUGUACUUUACCUGUCCCAAGUGUGGCACAGAAGUGCACAGUGUGCAGCCACUGAAGUCAGGAAUUGAGAUGUCAGAAGUGAAUGCCCUUUAGGCACUAAAAUUAUUUCCUCUACAGAAAACGGUAUUAUGUUUAAAUCCUUAAUAUUAGUCAUCCCAAGGAUAUCAUUUAGUACAAAAGUGUUGGGUUCUCAGCCACUAUCUUCUGUUCUUCCUAAGCGUGACUAAAUUCUAAUCCCUGGAAACCACAUGAUUCUCAAUGUAUUAUGAAAACAGUAAAUUUUUUUAAAUCACUGCAUCCAGUUUUUCAUGUCAAGAAUAAUGGACAGCUUUUGUCAGGUGACUUCUAAGAAUGUGUCUUCAUUUUGUUACUUCCUGGAAGGAGGUUAAGCUGUAAAAAUAAAGGAUUUGGGAAAUUCUAGGAUGAAUGUGCAUUUCUUUUCAGAGGUGGUUUAAACCAUCAUAAUCUGGCAGUGAUAAGACACUGUUGUUUUAAAUCUUAAGAUCUGUUACCCCAUUUGUAAUCUUAAACCUUUCUCUGUAGCCAGCUUUCAAGGCAUUCGGUUAACUUCAUUCUCAGGCAGAAUGAUAGGCACCAGACGUUCAAGACUCAAGUUUUGCUAGCUUUCUGAUCCCACCAUAAUGAGACCAUCUUGCCUAAUAUUUCCAGCAGUAUCCAAUAGCUCACUGUCGUUGGUCUGCCUGGCAUUACAUAUACAUUCCUGAACCAGUAAUCACAUAUGCCUCAGUAACCUAAAAUGGGAGAGGAGGCUGUUCUCCACAAGAAACUGAGGGGCUGUCAUAAAAAUGCUAGAUUCUGUCCUCCCUGGUGGCGCAGGGGUUAAAGUCAGCGCUAUCAAGCUGUAUCCAGCCGGUGCAGCAGGACUUGGAUCCCUGGCCAGGGAGCUGACCCACGUGGUCAGCAGACCUCGCCUGUCUUGCCCGCUGCUCCCCUCAGCAGUGUAUUUAAGUAGAUCCACCUGUUCUGCUUCCCACUCUUGUCUUGGUGAAUCCUCUCAUACCCAUACCUCUGGCCUAUAUUACCUAGUUCUUGUAUGCAUAAAUAAAUAAAUCUUAAAAAAAAAAAAAAAAGAAUGGUAGAUUCUGAGCAGUUAAUGAUAACAGGGCCUUACUAGAGUCUACAUUUGCCUUUUUUAUACUAAAAGCUCACAAGCCAUCUUUAAUUCUAUCAAUGAUCUAUUUUGAUUAGGACUUAAGUAACUGAUUAUCUUAGAUUGUAGACUUAAAAGGAUAAAGUCAACAUGAUUUUGUUCUACCAACAAUUUUGUUAUACUGUUAUAUUUACAUCAGGCUAAAUUCAAAUUAGAUGCCCAUAUUUUCAUAAUUUUAACAUGAAGACACAAUAUAUUGCAUAUAUGCUAAUAGAGUGAUCAAUGUAUUUUUGCCCCACAGACCCUCAUAAUGGCACUUAGCUUAAUAUGUAUUUUUAAUUUUUUUUUUCAUUUUUAUUUAACAUCUUUCACCCAUUCCCCUCUCCCUGCAAUAAGUGCUAACCCUCUUGAGAUCAGGGAGUGUCACUCUUGCUCAUCACUGGAUAACUAGAGCCUCUCUCUUGUUCCCAGCAUACCAAUAGGAACAUUUGUUAACUGAAUAACUAUUCCUAUUUCACAGAUUGGGUUUUACAGAAAUAGUUUGCAGUACAUGAUACUCAUAAAAGGAAAUGGAAAAAAAAGGGGGGGGGACCUCCCUGGUGGCACAGGGGGUUAAGUCGCAGUCAUGUGGAACUAUCUGCAGCCACUGUAGCAUGGCAGGAGUUCAAACCCUGGGUGGCCAGGGAACUACCCACGUGGCACAGCAGACCUCGCCUGUCUAGCCCGCUGCUCCCCUCAGCAGUGUAUUUCAGUUGAUCCACCUGUUGUGUUCCCCACUCUGUCUCUGGUGAAUCCUCUCACCUCCUCUGGCCUGUACCCCAGUUCUUGUAUGCACAAAUAAAAUUUUUUAAAAAAGUUUCAGGCAGAGAAAUAGAAGUGUAAUGUGGACCUGACAGCCUCAGCCAAUCAGGAGAGAAACUAGUAUUGUCUGACAGAAUGGCCUAGACUGGGCCUAGAUAGCCUUUUUACCUACACCUCUGUCACUGGAAGUGGACUGUUCUGGGAAGGCCGUGACCUCGAGAACAGCAUUCUGAGCAGAGGCUGACCUGAAGGAGCUGACAGCUGGGGGCAGUCUGCUGACCCCAUUCCCCACAGCUGAGCAUGGAGUUCCUUCCUGAAGGAGGAACUGUGUGACUAUCCUGAUGUACCACAUCUAAAACUGCCUUCGUUGUUUUUUCUUGCUUGUAAACAUUCUUAAUCAACAACACAUAUAAUGGCAGAUAGUGUUCAGCUUAAAAUCUGGUCUGUGACUCAUUUGUACACUCAAGAGCUGCUUUGAGGAGCUCUGCCUCCCUGCAGAGAGUUGCUUUGCCUCCCUAAGAGAGACUUGCUGUCACAGUUCUAGACUACCUUCAGUCGCUGCUUCCCUGCAUAUUGUCCAGAGAUUUGCUUUAACACUGGUACUGAUAGUCCCACUCCCCGGUGGUCUCAGGUUCAGGAUAACUGGAUCGUGAUUUUUUGUUAGUUUUAUU
This is a messenger RNA of Talpa occidentalis (Iberian mole), 5524 nucleotides long. It is a transcript of the gene PEX2, whose product is annotated as peroxisomal biogenesis factor 2. The transcript is spliced from 4 exons. Gene Ontology annotation, cellular component: peroxisomal membrane. NCBI's taxonomy places the organism in Eukaryota, Metazoa, Chordata, Mammalia, Eulipotyphla, Talpidae. Bases 2096 to 3034 code for a protein of 312 amino acids. Gene Ontology annotation, molecular function: zinc ion binding. Gene Ontology annotation, biological process: protein import into peroxisome matrix. The record is from RefSeq and is a predicted model, not a curated record.